Lingula anatina is the source of this 4322-nucleotide messenger RNA. RefSeq lists its product as uncharacterized. NCBI's taxonomy places the organism in Eukaryota, Metazoa, Brachiopoda, Lingulata, Lingulida, Lingulidae. The record is from RefSeq and is a predicted model, not a curated record. Gene Ontology annotation, biological process: signal transduction. Gene Ontology annotation, molecular function: protein binding.
GGAAAUUUUCUGCGUGGGUUAAUUUAUCUGCGGGUUAUUUAAAGCGUCGGUAUUUCCCUCACGUGACCAAAGGUAGAGCUGCUAUAGGUGUACAAUUUUUGAUAUCGGUGCACGCCCCGUCAAAACCUUGAGAGAUCCAGUGCUACCGAAAAUUUAGAAGAUGUCUCUGUUGUGGCGAUUCGUGGCUUGUAUAAAGGAGUUCUUCUAUCCAACUGUUAAAGAACCCCCAGCUUACACAACUUUAAAUCUGGUUGGUGUCAGCGACAAUGUGUUCUGUUUCUCCGAAGAUCAGAAGAAAUUGAAGGACCUGAAUGUUGAAAAAAUUAAAGAUGGCCAACUCCCCUCAAAUCACGCAAAGAUAGUUGUUUUAGGAGAUCCUAGAGUUGGAAAAACUAGCCUGUUAAGGCGUCUUCUGGGUCAAAGCUUUCGAGAUGACGAGCAAAGCACUCCUGGCUUGGACACGAAGUAUGUCGAGGGGAAAAAGGCAUAUGAAUCCUUCGAAGAGGUUGACCGCGGUGAUUCAAUCGACAGAGACACACAGGAAAGUGCCUCGUACUUGGUUGCCAAAGAGCUGAUCCCACAUCCUCCUGUCUGUGCAACAGCCAGUGGUUUGAAACAUAUCAAUGCACAGGAUUUUGGAGCGUGUUAUGUGAUAGCACAUGUUUCAAAGCUGUUGGUCAUGACAAUUCCUUCUGUUGUCCUUUUUUCACUGCACAAUGUCUUGGGGUUUCCACUGAUAUUUAGUUGCGUUUGGUUUUCGGCCUGGGUCAUUGGCUUGCUCGACACUAAAAAUAAUUUCGUUAGUGUCAUUGAUGCAAGCGCCGUUGGCAUGACAAUGGUCAACUUUUUGAUUCGCAAAAAUCCUCUUGCUGAAUGCUUUGAUUGGUUGAAAGAUACAGACAUCUGCUGCAUAAGAGGCAAUUUUUCUUCAUCACAUUGGGUGUUUCUUUGUGAUAUAAUUCACCGGGUUGGAUAUAUUACUCCGGAACACUUCUUUUCCGGAAUAAUUUGUAGUUUUGGUCAUUUGUUGGUGGUUGUACUGGCCGGUUGGACCAUUGGUUUCGUUCUUGGAUUGCGGAUUCGAAAGUGGAUCGUUUUCCCGGCAUUCUUAAUAAUGCUGCCUUCCGUAAAAUCCAACGAACAACAUUUCAGCGUUACGCAUUUAGCGUUUUUGGCAGUGCAUUUUUCUUAUGUCCUUGGAGUUAGUAUUGGGGUUGGUAUUACGUCCAGAAACUACAUGCUGUCAAAAACGAACGCUCUGAAAGAGUUCCCCCGAAACAUGGCACUUCAUGUAGUAACUUUGACUCUAUUUAUUUUUCUGAUGCCUAUUGCUCUGAGUGAGUACAAAGAACACUUUUUCUGUCAAGUUACACUGUCUGGGGGCUUUGGGAUAGUAUUUGGAUUAAUGUAUGCUCUAGCCAGUCACAGCUGCCGAAACCUAAAAAGUUUCUUGUUUCAAAAUUCAGGAAUAUACAGCUUUUUUAUCGGUGUAAUGGCUUGUCCUCUUUACUUGCAUUCCAUUGGCUGGACAGUUGUGGAUCUAUCUGUUCUGGCUGAGCAACCAUUUUGGCUUCGUUUGAUUUUUGUGAUCUCUCCACUCAUAAGACUUGGUAUUGAAAUCCGGAGAAAGUUUGUGCUCAAGACGUUUGAUGCGUGCGGAGUCGAUUUGAUUUCUAUCUCUCGACAUAUGUCCAGAAUAAACUUGAACCUUGCGUCUUUGCCCACUUUCUUAAAUAUUUUAGAUUUUGCUGGUCAGGAGAAAUAUCGUUCGUGGCAUCAUCUUUUUAUGUCCAAACAUGGCAUUUAUUUGUUGGUUUUCAAUUUGGCUCAUGUGGUCGAAUCCCCGGAAGCCCCUGAACGUCAGCUGAAAGAUCUUGAAUACUGGCUUAACUCCAUUUUUGCGCACACCUCUCAUCCAGAUUCUGUUAUCCUCCUGGUCGGUACACACGCCAGAAGUUUUGAUAAAUCUCUAGAAAACCGGGUUAAAGAGUUUGAAACAAUACUGAAACGUAGAAUUUUAUCAAACCCAAAGUACGAAAAGAGGCUGUACACAUGUGAUUUUCCGUUCUUUCGAGUCGAUAAUAAAGUAGACGAAAAUCGUGCAUUCAAACCUCUACGCGAUGCAAUUAAAAUCAGUGUGCGAGAAGCAGAAUUCAUGACCGCCAUAUAUCCCAUUGCUUGGAGAAGCGCGCUAGUUUACUUUUCAAGAUGGUGCAACGAAGGGAAUUUUUUCAUAAGAAAGACCGAAGCAAAGAAUAAUUUCAAUCAAAAUUACCCCUGGUUGAAGGAGGGCGAUUUUGAACGAAUGAUUGACCUUGCAGACAGUCAAGGUCAUGUCAUAUAUCGACCGAAAAAUGGCGUGCUCUCUGAUAUAAUUGUUCUCAAUCCAGAUAUUUUGAUUGCAGUGUUCACCCUUCUGUCUUCGAUCGAUAUCAAAGACGUAGAGACAGAUCCAAAAAUGCGAAAACACAAGAAGGAAGCACGCGACCUCGUAGAAAAGGGCAUUUUGGAUGAAAAUUUGUUUGUGUAUAUUGCAAAAAGAGCCCUUGAAAAAUACUUAGGUCCCAUCUCAGACCCACAUAAGAUGAGUCAAAAUCUCGCAGUCCUAAAAGAACUACUUAUAGCCUUUGACUUCAUUUGUCCAAUACAAAAACAAUUUGAUAGUUGCUUUCUAGUUCCUUCUCUCUUACCGUCAGAAGCUUGUGCAGUUUGGAACGAGGAAGAGUGUCAUGUGUUCUAUCUGGAUUUUAGAUCAUUUGCUGUUACCCCUGUCUUUGACCGUUUGCUUGCCAAAUGCCUUUGUUCUCAAAAUUUUUCUGGGCACGAAUACAGCAGGAGGCCAUCUGUGUUUAGGGGAUGUGGCAUUUUCUGUUCUCUUGACGGUUGUCAUUUUAAAAUUCAGGCCCGCUGCCGAAUACCCCAGCAAAACCUUAUCAAAAUUUCUUUGGAGAAACAAUAUGAUGCCAUUGAAAUUCUGAAGUUUUUGCACAGGGAAGUGGGUCAAAUCUGUAAAAAUGAUUUCCCAAAUGUUCACUUUAUCUUGGGCUUCAAAUGCCAGGUUUUGGGCUUUAGGCACAAGAAUUUUGAGCAAGAUUCACGUGAAUGUCAUAUCAUUCCACUUUGUGAACAACAGCAGGAGUUGUCAUUUCCGGAAAACAGCACUUAUGACUAUUCUUGCGGCAUCAGCAGACAGAGUAAAGUGUGGACUUUCAGCGAGAAUGUGUUACAGCAAGCCGCUGCAAACAUGGGACUCAAAGCAAUAGUCAAGCAACCUACUGAUGACGAAAUGGGUUCGGAGUGUACUUUGUGUGAAGGCUGUGAAGUCACACACAGGAAGAGUGUCUCGGGUGGCGUCCAAGAAAGAGAAAUUUUGACUGAUAAAAUUUUGUACAUAUUAGCGACUGAGCACGUGGGAAGCACGUGGCAUGAUGUUGGAAUGUGCCUUGGAAUUCCCGCGGGAACCUUAGAUCUUAUUGAAAAGAAUCAAGAAUCUCCAAAGAAAAAGAAAUUUGAAGUUUUCCGCCAAUGGAAAAUGUCAUCUAACAAGCCAGAAAAUAUCAAACUUGCUGAAUUAAAAAAAGCUUUCUGCGACUGUAAUAGGCAGGACCUUGUGACGGCACUUGAAGAAUUGAUAAGGAGGGAGGCCAUUGGAGGAAAGUCACACAUCCAGUGAGCUGAGGCCACUUUCUGACGUUAUUAUAAUGAGUGAUAAUUAAUAUACAUGCAUGUAUGAGGAGUAUAUACAUAUAUAAUGUAUAGAUACUAUUACAUUGUUUGUCCUGUUUGGAAUUUUUUUAUAUUCUGCUGGGACUUGAUUGUGUGGAAGUUGAAGAAAACUAAUUGCUGAUAAAUGCUGAAAUUAUCAUCUUUAGUAAAAUAACAGUAUUGUUUCAAUAAUUGACGCUUUUCACCACCGCAAUCUCAUUUGAAAAUACUAGGGGUAGGUAUCAAUAAAAUAUCUAUACUUCGUAUAGCUAAGAUAUAAUAGAAAUAAAAGUAUAUAACUGUUUUUUUCACCAAUGUUAUGUACAGCAAUUUACGAGUUGAUAAGUUGAUAGAAAAAAAUUAGUUUCAUUAUCAAUAUACAUUUAUUUACUUGUGGACAAUUGGCAUUGAUGUUUGAUUAUUUUUAAUUGACUGUGGCAGGUUUACUUUAGAUGUGGGAUUAUCACAUGUAGUAUGUUUUGUAAAAUGGGGACAAAUGUAGGUAUACGACGUACAAAUGCAGCCCGACAGAGUCCACAUUUCUGCAUUUCUUGUUUAGACAAUGGAAAUGGUUUUCUUGGAAUGGCUGUCAAGCACUGAUCAAAUAUAAUAAACUU